GCUGAUUGGCUACCAUGCACAGCUGCAUCAAAUUCUGAGUGCACAAGUUUUAUGUACAUGGAGCCAGGAGCGGACUGACAACUCAUGGGGCCCCCGGGCAAUAGGGGUCAUGGGGCCCCUGUGUCCUUGCCCAAACUCAAAAAAGCCUAUGAAAAAGGUACCAAGAGCAUCUCAUGGGGUCCCCUACUGACCUCGGGCCCUCGGGCAGUGCCCGAGUUUCCAAAUGGUCAGUCCGCCCCUGCAUGGAGCCUUACAGUUACAUUUUCAGGGCAA
Molecule: messenger RNA, 273 nt
Organism: Staurois parvus
Lineage: Eukaryota; Metazoa; Chordata; Amphibia; Anura; Ranidae
Source: the annotation of a GenBank genome assembly